AUGCCGCGCCAACAGAUCAACCUCGAGCCCUAUCGGGACGAGAUCAUCACGUUGUUUCAACACGGCAUCAGUAGUGACUCUAUCAGCCGCACUCUUGAGAGCCGGUAUAGCAUUCAAGUCAAAGAAAGAACUAUCCAGUCUCGGCUGCGCAAGUGGGGUAUUCGCAAACGCAGUCGGACCACGACAGCGGAUGAGGUGCUCCACGCGCGGAUCAAGGUGCUCUUUGUGCAAGAUAAGCUUACCGAUAAGGCAAUGUUGAAGCUGUUGCGGCAAGAUGGCUAUGAUAUCUCCGAGCGCACCUUGCGCCGACUGCGGUUCCAACUGGGGCUUCAUGCGAGGACGACUUUUGAGCAGGAUCGGGAUUCUGGACCGGUUCCAGGCCCGAUCCCUGUGCCUAUGCCUAUAACCAUGUCUGUCUCGGUGCUGGCAGCAAAGGAUGCUCAGGUAUCAUGA
Molecule: messenger RNA, 453 nt
Organism: Penicillium macrosclerotiorum
Lineage: Eukaryota; Fungi; Ascomycota; Eurotiomycetes; Eurotiales; Aspergillaceae
Product: Clr5 domain-containing protein
Exons: 1
Coding region: 1-453 (150 amino acids)
Source: RefSeq, a predicted model, not a curated record